Messenger RNA from Pieris macdunnoughi, 1428 nucleotides. The record is from the annotation of a GenBank genome assembly. NCBI's taxonomy places the organism in Eukaryota, Metazoa, Arthropoda, Insecta, Lepidoptera, Pieridae.
AUGUAUUACGGUACAGGUUUUACUUCUGAAGAGACAGACAGUGACGAGUUUUUAUUUGAUGAUGAGCCGAAAAAACGUAAAAACUACUUCACCUUUCAAGAGAAUGCAGUUAAAAAGACUGAAAAUAAAUUACAAGCAGCUAUAAUAAAUGGUGACCUUAAAGAGGUAGAGAAAAUUAUAGAUCUUGAGUUAAACAAUGUAAAUUUUAAACUGGACAGCGGAUGGACAGCUCUCAUGCAUGCUUGUUUUCAUGCUCAAAAGAAAAUUGUUGAUUAUCUUCUUGAAAAAGGUGCAGAUCCAAAUCUACAUUCAGAUUCCGUGACACCUGUGAUGGUAGCAUGUUCGAAUACCAAUGCAAGUGAAGACAUAUUUUAUGAUAUAGUAAAUAACUUAAUUGCACACAAUUGUUUACUGAAUAUUGGUGAUAAAUAUGGGCAAACACCGUUAAUGAGAGCUGUUGGCAGUGGUUUAGUGACAGUGGUACAACUUCUACUAUCAAAGGAUAUAAAUAUUGAAAUGCGAGAUAGACAAGGAUGGACUGCACUUUUCUGGGCUUCACAUCACAAUCAAGCUAAAAUUCUAGAAAUUCUAAUAGAAAAAGGCGCGAGAGUUAAAGAAGUGGAUAUGAACGGGAGAACUGUUAUGGAUAUAGCACAAUCUCACGGAUAUCCAGAGAUUAUAGAAAUGCUUAACAAAUAUUUUGUAAUGGAAGACGAAGACAUUUACGAACAAGAUAUAAAUGAAUUGACCACUUGGCAAGAUUAUUAUCCGGGAAUGAAUAGCGAUGAAAGACCAAAAUACACCAAUGAAAUAUCACAUCUUUUAUAUGGUAUGAAUUGUGAAAGAUUAAGUGGUGUCAUUAUAAAAAAUAAUGUCGAUUUGAGAAGCUUUCUACUUCUAGAAGAUGAUGGUAUGAGAGAACUGGGAAUUGACAUGCCAUUUGAAAGGCAAAGACUGAAAUAUGGACUCAGAGCAUUUCAUACAAAAUCAUGGAAAUUGAAUACAGUUGCCGGACUUCAUGUUAACAAAGGAGAUAAUUAUAAUGUCGUCGAUUGCCUGUCAAUAUUAGGAAGUCAUUUACAACAAAUAUAUAUAUUGGAAGCGACAUUACAGUAUGUUCUACGUGAUUACUGUCGGAUCCAAAAUCAGAUUAAAUUUGAACCACCAGAUUCGCCCAUUACUAGACAGAUGCAAGUCGGUGUUAAGAAAAUCUUGGGAAAUAUCAACAGUAUUAGACGAGAGAUCAAAGCUAUGAAAGGGAUUCAUACAAAGAUUAGUAAGAAUAAUCCUAAACCAGCUGAUCUGAUCAAAGAGAAGUCAACCAAAGACAUCGCAUUUGGAUACCUUACUGAAAUUUUAGCUGUUUGCUCCUUAGGAGUUCUUACCUACACUGCCAAAAACUAUGUUACAAGUUUUAUAAAAAAAUAA